ACAGAGAUUGAUACAGAAAGCUAUGUUGUGUCAUGAGUAGCUGCACAGCACAAAAGCACAAACAGGACAAGGUACAGAACAGAACUGCAAACCUCACACCUUUACGAUGGCACUGGGCUUUGUAGGCACGAUUCUUCUGACUGCGUGUGUCACCAUUCUGCUUUUCCUGUUUAAAUGGAGAGGCAAAAUCAAAAUCAAAAAUCUGCCCCCAGGACCGACGCCAGUUCCACUGUUGGGUAAUAUUCCACAGAUUAACACUACAGAACUUCCUACCUCUUUGCUUGAGCUAAGUAAAACCUAUGGACCUGUGUACACCCUGCAUCUGGGCAGUUAUCGAUCAGUCAUGCUCAUUGGGUAUGAUGCUGUGAAAGAGGCAUUGAUUGAUCGCAGUGAAGUGUUUAGUGAUAGGGGAAUUAUGGACUUUACUGAACUGAUAUUUAAAAAUAAUGGUGUUUUGAUGACCAAUGGGGAGAGGUGGAAAACAAUGCGGAGAUUUACUCUCAUGACUCUACGAAAUUUCGGAAUGGGGAAACGAAGCAUUGAGGAAAGGAUUCAAGAGGAAUCGCAAAGCCUUGCAGAAGCAUUUGAAAAGAAUAAAGGUCAACCAUUUGACCCAAUGUACCUGCUGGUACUAGCUGUAUCCAAUAUAAUCUGUUCCAUUAUUUUUGGUGAGAGAUUUGACUAUGAGGAUCAAAAAUUUUUGACUUUACUAAAGUAUCUGAGGGAGAUCAUAAGAUUAUCAAACACAUUCAUUGGACAGCUUCUCAAUUUCUUUCCAAAUGUGUUACAAUACAUUCCUGGCCCCCACCAAAAUAUUUUUACAUAUUUUGACAAGCUAAAAGAGUUUGUAAGGGAAGAGGCAAAUGCUCACAAAGACACGCUGGAUAAGAACUGUCCAAGAGACUUUAUAGACUGCUUUAUUAUGAGAAUGGAAGAGGAAAGUAUGAAUCCUAACAGUGAAUUUCACAAUGAGAAUUUGAAUCAAGUCAUCUUCGAUUUGUUUAUUGCUGGGACAGAGACAACAAGUGUAACACUGAGAUACGCCUUUCUUAUUUUACUUAAAUACCCAGAAAUUCAAGAAAAGAUUCACAAGGAGAUUGAUCAAGUAAUAGGCCAAGACCGCUGUCCAUCAGUCGUGGACAGGAGCAAGAUGCCAUAUACUGAAGCUGUGAUCCAUGAGGUGCAGAGAUUUGCAGAUAUUGUUCCAGCUGGACUGGCCCAUGCAGCCAGCAAAGAUACAACCUUCAGAGGAUAUAACAUUCCCAAGGGUACUUUGAUCUUUCCAGUGCUGACCUCUGUCCUAAAGGAUCCUAAAUUCUUCAAAAAUCCAUAUCAGUUUGACCCUGGGCACUUUUUGGAUAACGAAGGCAAUUUUAGGAAGAAUGAUGCAUUCAUGCCAUUUUCUGGAGGAAAACGUGUGUGCGCAGGGGAAGGACUAGCUCGAAUGGAGCUCUUCAUAUUUCUCACUACCAUCUUACAGAAGUUCAUUUUAAAACCCACAGUUGAUAUAAAAGACAUUGAAAUUACCCCAGAACCUAAAACUAACGGUUCACAACCUAGGUCCUACAAGAUGUUUGUUGUCCCUCGCUGCUGAAGCAUGAUUUGCCAAAAUAAUGAUGUGCUUAAUAUACACUUGAGGCUUACAAAUGAUUUUGUAUGUUCUUGAAUGUGUGUAUGUGUGUGUGUGGGAGGGACUUGCUCUUCAUAUAUCUUACUACCAUCUUACAGAAAUCUGUUUCAUAACCCACUGUGGAUACAAAAGACCUUAAAAUUACUCCGCAACCAAGAACCAAUGCUACAAGACAGUGGCCUUAAAAGAUAUAUGUUUUCUCUCACUUCUUUACAAUGUUGUUAUGGAUUGUUUGUAGUACCCUUGAUGGGGUGAUAUAUACUGUUCUUUUCCACUAGCACUAAACGAUUAUAUCUAAUGAAGCAUUCUCUGUUUUUUUUAAUUAUUAUGAAUGCUUUCAGUCUGUAAUGCCAUGGCCUGCCCAUUAAUGAUUCUGGAUUUAGUUCCUAAAUUAUUAAGUAUGCGCUUCAUUGCUGACAAUGCAGAUUAGCCUCUCCAUGGGGAUUUUUGUGUCUAAGUUAUAAUGUAUAUGAUUAGUGAUGAGCGAAUCUGUCCUGUUAACCUUCAUCAAAAAAAAUCUCAAAAAGUGAAAAAUUAAUGAAACAGUGAAAAAUGUAACACAAAUCGUUUUAUGCGACUGUGACUAUUUUGACAUGACCACGCCCAUUUUUAUGCAAUGUGCCCUAUUUGACGUAACAGCAACCAAAUUGAUGGGACCGUUCCUAUAUUGGGACCGUUCCUAUUGCUGCAAUUUUUUUCCCCUGCAACUGUUUGUGCCUGUUUCCAGAAAAAAUCCAGCAAUGGCGAAAUGUGGAAAUCUGCCGCAAAACCAUGGCGAAAAAUUUUGCUCAUCACUAUAUAUGAUUAUUAGAACUACUUAAUUAUGAUUUAGGCAUGCUCUGUUUCUUCAAACUGUUGUGCUUAAAACUGUUUUUCAGGUUUUCUACAUAGGGUAGUCAUCUCAUACAAGCUGAUCUUAUCUUGAGAUGUAACAUAGCACCUGGAUAAGGAUUUAAAUAAGAAUAUAUUCCAAGAAAGUAUUUGGCAGUAUACUGAAACUGUGGUCAGAAGUUAGUAAAACACUGUUUAAAAAUGAGUAGUGCUUAAAGUGAUACUGACACAAAAAAAACCCACUUUUUAAUAUAUGAAUCUACAUAAAAAGUUACCUAUACAUCA
Molecule: messenger RNA, 2746 nt
Organism: Xenopus tropicalis (tropical clawed frog)
Lineage: Eukaryota; Metazoa; Chordata; Amphibia; Anura; Pipidae
Gene: cyp2h2.2
Product: cytochrome P450 2H2 gene 2
Exons: 9
Coding region: 107-1594 (495 amino acids)
Cellular component (GO): endoplasmic reticulum membrane
Molecular function (GO): oxidoreductase activity, acting on paired donors, with incorporation or reduction of molecular oxygen; iron ion binding; oxidoreductase activity, acting on paired donors, with incorporation or reduction of molecular oxygen, reduced flavin or flavoprotein as one donor, and incorporation of one atom of oxygen
Source: RefSeq, a predicted model, not a curated record